AUUAUAAUGAGAGUAGUGUCCCUUGUGGUCUUCAAGCAUGGCGGCAGCUUUUAUAGUAGUUAGGAAAGAAGAUCUUGAAGCACAACAGAAUGCAGAAUCUUGUCAGACAUUGAGGUGUCUUACUUCUGAACUGGGUUGCCUGACUCGCUCAGAUGGCUCUGUAAGUUUUUCCCAAGGUGACACAACAGUGCUGGCUGUCUCCUAUGGACCAGCUGAAGUGCGAAUCAACCAGGAGCAAUAUGACAAAGCCACAGUUGAAGUUGUUUACAAACCUAAAGUUGGCUUACCUCGACCCAUCGAUAGAAAACGGGAGGCCAUACUUAAAUCUACUUUGGAAGCUGCCAUCGUCACAAGUCUUCACCCUCGUUCAUCCAUCUCUAUCAUUAUACAGGAAACAGAAGACUUGGGCUCCAACAUGGCCUGCUGCAUUAAUGCAGCCUGCCUUGCUCUACUUGACGCUGCUGUUCACAUGGCCUUCAUGGUUGCAGCUGUUGCAGUGUCAGUCAUGGAGGAUGGCCAGAUAAAACUGGACCCAAACAAAAAGGAGGAGCUGGAAGGUCGUGCCACAUUAACAUUUGUGUUUGACAGUGCAGACUUAAAAGUUGUAUCCGUCGUUACAUCUGGCACAUUCAGCCAGGAAGAAUAUAAGAAAAGUAUAGACUUGACAAGACUUGCUGCAGAGAGAGUUUUCCAGUUUUAUAGGGACUCGCUAUCAAAGAAAUUAAUGCAAUCAAUUUAGUUGCUUCUUUUUCUUGUUGAUUUUUAUGACAAUUAUUUCAUGCAACAUUUGAUUUUUUCUUUUGUUCACUCAUUUUAAAAAAUGAAGAUAAGCCAUGUGUAGAGAAUUAGGCUGUAUGCUAAAAUUUUCAAAUUAACAAGACUUAAAUAGACUAUAAACCUUCUACUUUGAUGAGCACUUGUCUAGCUUAGUGGCUAACAAGUCAUCCUUCCAUUAUGGAGGCUUGGGUUCAAAUUCAGACUCAAGUAACUUUUUUUUAAUUUGUCUUUGAAAAAGGGAAACCUGGCCAUAAUCAGACCACUACACACUGAGCAUGCUAUAAGCAUGAAAGCUGUGUUAGAAAAAAAUUAAUAAAAAAUUUUCAAACUGCACACAUUUAUUAUUCUUAGUCAAGAUCUACUAAAAAUUAAUUACAUGAAUGAUUAAAAAAUAAUUGAUGCUAUUUCACUCAAUAUAAGCUUGCUUUUAAAAAGUAUUUUUUAAAAAUAUUUUGAUCCAUGCAUUAGUUGGUUUUGUUGUUAUAAAUGACUCUAAUAAUGAAAAGAGUUAAUGUUGAUACUGUAACAGAGUAAGAGUAAUCACUCUUGGACCAUAUUACAACAAAUGAUAUUUGAUUUGUUGGCUGAAAGUAGAUCCUGUUGAAAAAUAAAUGGAGGGAAAGGGAGUGAAGAAUGAGUGGAAGAAAAAGAAGUGUGUAUGUGGAGGUGUCUUCACCUUAUCUUUUAAGAAUGUUUUUUUAAUUUUCCAUGCCUGAUGUGUGAAUGAAGCUUUAUUGUUGCAUGUUUGUGAGUCUGUAUUAAAAAUAUUGUCCUGUGGUGCAUAAGGUUAAAAUAAACAGGGACUAGGCAUAGGUUUGUCUCCCAGCUUUAGUUCUAUUGAUUUUUUUUAAUAUAAAAUACAAAGUAGUUGACACCAUGCUUACUACAUAAAAUAGAACCUAAAUGUCAUUUCUUUGUUCUCUUGGUGCUAAAUAGUUCAUAUGUUCAUACUGUCCUUCCAUAAGCAAAUUUGAUUUUUCCAGACUUAAUGUGUAUGAAAGUAAAUAAAAUUAAAUGUAUUGGGUUGCAUGUGAUUUAAGCUAAUGGGCUGUUAAAUCUCUUUUCUCAGACAUCCUAUGGUCAUUCCUUCUCCUCAAAACAAAAAAAUGAAAUUCUAUUAUGUACCGUAUUAUGUUUGUGCUUUUCCAAAUUUCAAAUAUUGCAGCAUUAAAGACAUUGUUCUCUGAACAUUUUUUUCUCAUACUGAACAUAAAAUAAAAACUAGCAGUAAGUUUUCUUGAAUUAUUUAAAGGGUUAUCUUGGCUUCACAAUUACACUAAAGGAAAGCUCCCUUUCAUGUUGUUGUUUUUAAGAGCAGUUGUGCUUUCCACUUUACCUGACUUUGUUAUGAAUUUUAGUAGCUACUGCAUGCGUAUGUCCACUGAAAGUGAAAAGUUCAAAUAAUGUUUGUUUGGAAGUUUGUAGUGAAUGUUAUUCUUUUUAUAACUAUUAUUACACAAUUUAUCCACACUGUA
This is a messenger RNA of Biomphalaria glabrata, 2252 nucleotides long. RefSeq names its product exosome complex component RRP46-like. The coding region runs from base 38 to 739 and encodes 233 amino acids. The record is from RefSeq and is a predicted model, not a curated record. Gene Ontology annotation, cellular component: nuclear exosome (RNase complex); cytoplasmic exosome (RNase complex); nucleolus. Gene Ontology annotation, biological process: nuclear mRNA surveillance; poly(A)-dependent snoRNA 3'-end processing; U4 snRNA 3'-end processing. The transcript is spliced from 2 exons. Lineage: Eukaryota; Metazoa; Mollusca; Gastropoda; Planorbidae.